This is a messenger RNA of Theileria equi strain WA, 1446 nucleotides long. RefSeq lists its product as hypothetical. NCBI's taxonomy places the organism in Eukaryota, Apicomplexa, Aconoidasida, Piroplasmida, Theileriidae. The coding region runs from base 1 to 1446 and encodes 481 amino acids. The record is from RefSeq and is a predicted model, not a curated record. The transcript has a single exon.
AUGGAGGAGAAAAAUCUGGGUUGGCUUUCAGGAUACAACAAGGUCCAACAUAGUAUAGGAACAGAACCAUUCUUUGUGAGACAAAUUAAAGUUCCCACUGGUGGUGAUAUUCAGCUUGGAGAUGAGGUUCCAAAUGUCCCAAUUAGAGAAUUUAAUGUUUAUUAUAGCAGCACAAAUUACAGUGAUCCUCUUUUGGUUUUGCUUAAUAUUAGGCAACUAGGUGAUGUCAAAGCUCUAAAGUAUGUUCCUGAUAAGUAUAUGCUAUCCAAGAACUACGAUGCUAUUACUUGGGACAUUCGUAGAAUUGGUAGCUCUCUAAAUGACACAGAACUUGAAGAAGUACUUGGUGAAAUAUAUUCCAAAAAUAAGCUUGAUGUUGGAGAACUUAAAGAAGAUGUUCAAAAAAAGCUCACAGAUAUUACAAAGGAUCUCAAUAUUAACCUCAGUGGAAACUUUCCAGCUGAACAUGGUAAUUCUGUUGGAAGUUAUGAUUCGGGAGGUAAUAAGAUUUACUACAAGAAGUUUACAGACCAUGGGUAUACCAGGAUUAAGCAGUGUUAUACAUUAUAUGAUUUCACUGUCCAGGAUAUAAAAUUUGAUGGAGAUCAUACAAUAGAAACAAGUAAUCUACCUCUUAAGGAUACUCCAAUAAAGACUUUAGAGGUCUAUUACAAAGAUACUUCAUCCACUAAUGAUCCUCUUAUGAUAUACAUUUUAUACGGUGAUUAUAGACAGAGAUGGCUCUAUAGAUAUUCCGGAGAUCUUGUCUGGACUCUAGUCGGUGGUGAUGGACCGUCUGCACAAAGUUCUAUGAAUGAAAAGGAUAUUAUUAAAAUUCUUGGUGAAAGAACAAUUCCAAGGGUUUCAAUAGAUCUCACUAAAACUAAUGGAAGCUAUACACCUACUGGGAACACUCUUACCUUCACUGUUUCUAUCGAGCACAAUCCUGCUAGUUCAGGAUUUUUCCAGUUUAUACAUACUAGAUCAGAGAACAAAAAGUUUAGAAUCAUUCAAAUUACCCAUAAUGGAGACCAUUUAUACGGUAUAUACUCCGAAGAAGUCCUAGCUUCUGUAAGCGGAUUUUACCCUGACUACACACCAUCAGAUCCAACCAAACUCUUAAUGGUUGAAAUUGUGGAUAAAAGUCAUAAUUAUACAUACUAUUACAGGGCUAAGAAUGAGAGUAAAUGGGUAAAGUUGGAAAGGAAGGGAACUGAGAAGUUAGAGAAUAUACAUCUCCGAAAUCAACUCGAAAAAUUAAAGAAAGAAUCUUCUGAUGGUUCAGUAUCAGAACUUUCAUCUGGCUCAUCUCCUUUCAACAAACCAGGUGCGAUAAGUGGACUAAUUGUGGGAUCUCUGGUUCUAACACUCGCCGCCGUUCUUUUAGUGCGAAGGUAUAGAUAUAACGCAAGGAUUCGGUUGUUCAAAAAUCACCCUCUAUUAUAG